Molecule: messenger RNA, 1262 nt
Organism: Neurospora hispaniola
Lineage: Eukaryota; Fungi; Ascomycota; Sordariomycetes; Sordariales; Sordariaceae
Product: D-Tyr tRNAtyr deacylase-like domain-containing protein
Exons: 6
Coding region: 365-1033 (222 amino acids)
Biological process (GO): tRNA metabolic process
Cellular component (GO): cytoplasm
Molecular function (GO): D-tyrosyl-tRNA(Tyr) deacylase activity
Source: RefSeq, a predicted model, not a curated record
CUUGAGUAUUACUGCCCACUGUAGGUCUGCCUGCCCUGUCCGUAGGUGGUGCGGGUGUACCACGAUACAGAACUGUUUGGGGGGUCCUCCCUUGGGCCUCUCUUCCUGUUCUGGCUGUAAAAAUGGAAGGUAACACACUACUGCCAGAACUGUAAUAGUGUACAACGUAGAGGUAUGGAAGGUGCCCGGCGGGGGCAAGGGUACUCCUACCCCCUGGAGGUAGACACCCAGCGGGCAGGCAGGCACUGUAUACAUCAACCCUGGCUAACAAUCAAACAAGGACCUGGUAUUGAGGCACUCUGCAGCAGCGCUGGUUCUUCAAGGCCAUUUUUGUGGAGAUGGGACGGGAGCGCUGUUCGCCGAGAUGGAGGCAUUGGAAGACCGAGUCUUCACCUCAUGGGUCUUUGCAUAUUUAUCGAUCAAGAAUUCAUCAGCUAACUGUUCCAUUCACAUCGAAACAAAAGAACGGAAAAUGAAAGCAAUUCUCCAGCGCGUGCUCUCAGCCUCUGUCACGGUCGACAACCAAUUGGUCUCCUCUAUUGGCCAAGGCAUUCUCGUUUUGGCGGCUGUUGCUCCCGGCGACACGGUAAAGGAGGCUGAGGCUUUGGCAUCCAAAGUAAUCAAGUUGAAACUGUGGGAUGAUGAAUUAGGAGGCCGGUGGAAGAAGAAUGUCCAAGACAUCGGCGGCGAGGUAUUGUGUGUCUCUCAGUUCACCUUGCUUGCUUCCACCAAGAAGGGCAGCAAGCCCGACUUCCACGGAGCCCUAGGCCCUGAUGAGGCCAAGACCUUGUAUGACCUGUUUUACAAGAAGGUUCAGGAAGGCUAUAAAGCAGAAAAGGUUAAAAACGGUGUUUUCCAGGCUAUGAUGCAGGUUGCCUUGGUUAAUGAUGGACCGGUCACCCUCGAGGUAUCGGCCACGCCGGCAGCACAGCAGCAGCAGCAGCAGCAGCAGCAGAAGAAGAAGAAGGAAGACCAAAAGCUUAGCCAGAAGCAGCAAACGCAGCCACAACAAGGGGCCGUGGAAGACGACUAAGCGACGGCAGACAAGGUGCAUGGUUUGACUAAUCAAGUCUAGGUAAUAAAGUGGUUGAGGAUUGCGAGAUGGACCUAAGAAGGGGUCGAUGUAAUUGCCAAAUGUAGAGCCGGGAAAGAUGAUCUGCUAGACGUAGAGUUUAGACUAGAGGUUGAUAGUUGGGUUGUAAAAGUGUGCUCAGACCAGUGUACUUGCCGCAUGUCGCUGUUCUUCUUCGAUGCCACAGCCC